CUCGCUUUUGCUCAGGCUGGUCUUGAACCCUGAGCUCAAAUAAUCCAGAGUGCUGGGACUAUAAGCAUGAGUCACCACACCCAGCCUAUAAAGGGGGAUUUCAAGGUACGCCUAUCUCCAGGGGACUGAGCCCUGAGACCUCAGGGUCAGGGCACACCCUUAUUUGGCUGGGUCUCUAUACCCUACUGAUGGCCUUCACCCCUUCUUGGUCUGUCUCUGGUUCCUUCCCUCUUCUCCACCUUCAACUUCAGAGAAGCUGAGGCGUCCUCAGACCCACUCCCUCCCACAGGGACAAGGCAUUUGACACCACCCAUCUACCCACCCCCCAAUCUGCCAUCUUGUUAAGCCUUCUGUGCACCAGCCUGGUCCCCCCAUGACCUGUGAGACAUCUGCCCCCAUUACAGGUUAAGUCCGGCUGGAGUCAGAUUGUGAGGAAGUGUUGUAAUGAGGAAGGGAGAUGAGGCAACCCGGGCAGGCAGCCUCACCCAUCACACUGGGCCCCACAUCCCAGAUCCAGCAGCCUCCCCAGGAGCCUCCCACAUCGCAGAGCUGGCCAUACCCCUUCUCCACUGAGAUCUCCCCCUCCUGUGCUGGCUUUCCAGCCCAGACUGACUUCCUGACAUCACCAGUGCCUGGAACAGUGCCUUCACUGGAGUCUCCAGCCCCCACCCUGUAUGCUGGCACGAGGAGCAGAAGCCACAGUUACUUCCUGAAGGCUGCAGCCCCGGCUCCUGUCCUAGUCAACCUGUGGCCCAUCGCCUGCCCACAGCCAUGGAGAGCCAACAGGACUUCCGGACCCUCCAAGCAAAGUUCCAGGUCUCUCAGGCUGAGCCCAGUGAACUCCCCAAAAAACCCCCAAAGCCUGAGUUCAACAAACUCAAGAAGUUUCCUCCGCCUGAGCUAAGCGAGCAACCCAAGAAGCCCUUGCAACUUGAGUCCAGUGCAGUGUCCCUGAAGCCUCUGCAGCCUGAGUUCCCUGACCUCCCCAAGAAGCCUUCCAAACCAGAGUUCAGUGAACUUUCCAAGAAGUUCCCACAGCUCGAGGCCACUGAGUUCCCCAAGAAGCCCCCACAGCCUGAGUUUGCUGACCUCCCCAAGUCCCCACAACUGGAUGGCACUCAAUUUUCCAGGAAGUCCCCACAGCCUGAGGUCAGUGAGGCCCCUCGGAAUGCCUUGCUACUGGAGCCCAGUACACUUGUCCUGAAGACCCUGCAGCCUGAGCUCUGCAAACCCGCCAGGCCCCCCUCAGAACCCAAAUUCAGUGCAUUCCCCAGAAAGUUACAACAGCCUGAAUCCAGUGAGACCACCCUGAAGCCCUCACAGCCCAAGUUUAGUACCUUUCCCAAGAAGCCCCCACAGCCUGAGUUAAAUGUGCACUCCAGAAAGCCCCCACAGCCUCAGGUCGGUGGCCUCCCUAAGAAGUCCCUGCCACAGCCCGACUUCAGUGAAGCCCCUCAGACGACGCUCUCAAAGCCUGAGUCCAGUGAGCUCCACCCCCAAUCCCAGCAGCCCAAUUUCAGUGCAUUUCCCAUAAAGACCCCCCAACCUCUGCUGAGUGACCUCCCCCAGAAGCCCUCACAGCCUCAGGUCAGUGGCCUCCCUAAGAAGUCCCUGCCACAGCCUGAGCUCAGUGAGGCCCCUCAGACGACCCUCUGGAAACCUGAGCCCAGUGAGCCCCAGCCCCUGUCCCCAAAGCCCAACUUCAGUUCCUUUCCAAAAAAACCCCCACAGCCUGAAUUCAAUGCAUACCCCAGAAAGCCCCCACAGCCUCAGGUCAGUGGCCUCCCUAAGAAGUCCCUGCCACAGCCCGACUUCAGUGAGGCCCCUCAGAGGACCCUCUCAAAGCCUGAGUCCAGUGAGCUCCACCCCCACUUCCCAAAGCCUGAUUUCAACGCAUUUCCCAAAAAGGCCCUGCAACCUCUGCUGAGUAACCUCCCCCAAAAGCCUCCGCAGCCUGAGUUUGGUGAUCUUACCAGGACAUCCUCAGAACCUGAAGUCGGUGUGCUUCCUAAGAGGCCACGGCAGCCAGAACUCAAAGUGCUUUCCAAGGCAGCCCUGCAGCCAGAGCUGGGCGGCCUCCCCAGGACAUCCUCAGAGCCAGAGUUCAGCUCACUCCCCAGGAGGUUUCCGCAGCCUGAGGGCAGAAGGCCACCACGAAAGUUCUCACAGCCUGAGCCCAACAAGCACCUGCAGGCUGAGAUUUUCUCCUAUCUUCCCAGAAAGCCCCUGCUUCCCAGCUCCAUUUCAGAGAGCUCACUACCCACCGCUGUUGCUGGCUCCAGCCACCCUGGGUUUGGAGCUGCUGGGACACCCCGCUGGAGGUCAGGAGGCCUCAAACCUGGUCAGCCACCCCGACGGAGGCCUCUGCCCUCUGUCAGCAGCCUGGGACCCCCUCCAGCAAAGCCCCCACUGCCUCCCAGCUCCUUGGACAUCCAGAGCUUUCAGAGAUUGUCCAGGGCAGCUGCAGAUCUACACAGGACUCGUUCUUCUACUGGGAUUCACUUCCAGGCCCCACAGUCUGAAGAUAUCCCACAGGACUUGGAGGAGAUCUAUGAGACGUACAACGAUGUGGAGCCCACAGACAACUCCAGCCCUAGCCCCAAAGGCAGAGGUGAAAUGCCAUGGACCCAGCAAGCCACCAGGAGACCAUCACAAGACCCAGUACCCAGGAAGGAGAAAGCUUCCCAGCCACAGCACUUGCCACCCACGGACCCGAAGUUGCUGAAGCAGAUAAGGAAGGCGGAGAAAGCUGAGAGAGAGUUCCGGAAGAAGUUCAAGUUUGAAGGGGAGAUUGUAGUUCACACAAAGAUGAUGAUCGACCCCAACGCCAAGACCCGCCGUGGGGGCGGCAAGCACCUGGGCAUCCGGCGUGGGGAGAUCCUGGAAGUGAUCGAGUUCACCAGCAAGGAGGAGACGCUGUGUCGGGACCCUAAGGGCAAGUAUGGCUACGUGCCCAGGACAGCCCUCCUGCCCCUGGAGAUGGAGGUGUACGAUGAUGUCGGCUUCUGGGACCCUCUGGAGAACCCACUAUGCCCCGGGGGACCAUAAAGCCCACAGGCCUGGGAGCUCAGGACAGCCACCAGCCCAGCACCUGCUCACCGAGGGGCCCCAGACUACAGCUUGACAAAGUCACAGGUUUCCAUCUGGCCACAUAAAAUACCUCUUUGAGCAA
This is a messenger RNA of Nycticebus coucang (slow loris), 3172 nucleotides long. It is a transcript of the gene PRAM1, whose product is annotated as PML-RARA regulated adaptor molecule 1. Gene Ontology annotation, biological process: integrin-mediated signaling pathway; T cell receptor signaling pathway; protein localization to plasma membrane. The coding region runs from base 772 to 3048 and encodes 758 amino acids. The transcript has 11 exons. Gene Ontology annotation, molecular function: protein binding. Gene Ontology annotation, cellular component: plasma membrane. The record is from RefSeq and is a predicted model, not a curated record. NCBI's taxonomy places the organism in Eukaryota, Metazoa, Chordata, Mammalia, Primates, Lorisidae.